Solea solea (common sole) is the source of this 6528-nucleotide messenger RNA. RefSeq names its product poly (ADP-ribose) polymerase family, member 4 (gene parp4). The record is from RefSeq and is a predicted model, not a curated record. Gene Ontology annotation, molecular function: NAD+ poly-ADP-ribosyltransferase activity. Bases 119 to 5848 code for a protein of 1909 amino acids. The transcript has 39 exons. NCBI's taxonomy places the organism in Eukaryota, Metazoa, Chordata, Actinopteri, Pleuronectiformes, Soleidae.
GCCAGAAGUUGUGUGACCACGUAACACACGCGCGCAGCAGCAGCUGUGACUCUUCCUCCAGCGUCUAUCAGCGCUUGACAGCAUUUGCUGCUGGGGUUGUCACCUGGAUGAGCACAGCAUGGCUGUGUUUGAGAACUGCUCUGUGCUUCUGGACCUGAAAACUUUGUCUUUCAAGGAGAAGAAGAAGCUGAAGUCAGCAAUAACAGAGAAUGGGGGCACCAUUUCCUUUUUGGUCAAUAAACAGUGCUCUCUGAUAGUGACCAAUGAUGUGUCGACCGUGAGCGCCAGCAGACUACGUAACAUCAGAAAGUACCAAACCCCUGUGGUCAGGGUGGAUUAUGUGUACACCUGUGUGGAAAGAGGAGCUCUGCUACCUGUUGAUGAAUACAAAUUGGACAUUUCCUCUACUUCAGCUUCCUCACCUCCUCUUCCUCUCCACUCACCGAAUCCAGUCCCAAUAAAAUGUCAAGAGCCAAUGAGCGCAGUGGAAUUUGAGCAGCCCAAGGUCCAAGCCAAGCCUGUGGACCCUGCCCAUCCCAGUCAGUGGCUUGAGAGUGUGCCGAGCUGUGCGCCCGUCCUGAUAAAGUACAGACUAUACUCUGAAACUGAUCCCGAUCUCCCGUCGUAUCCGGAUCAUUUUCAAGUGGCCAAGUAUUCAAUCUUUAAAAAGAGUAGGAGCAACACUUGGUUUGUUGUAGAGCUGCAGAGCUGCAAAGGAGAGAAAGGACAGCUGUACCGCGUGGUCAGAUACUGGAAGAACGAUGUUAAUACCAAGACUCCAGAGGCAGUGAAGGAGGUGCUUGUGUUUCCGUCCACUGCAAAGGAAGCUUUUGAGGUGUUUGUUGCAGUGAGGGACACCUUGCAGGUCAAUGCUCUGUGUGGGGGGUUCCACAGCGUUCCACAGGCCCCGGGACUCGGUUCAGCACCUCUGCAUCAGCUGCUGCUGGAGGAGAAACUGAGCCACGUAAACUUAUCACAGGAAGUGGCUGUUUUUGUGGAGCUGCUAUGGACUGAGGCCCUGGGUUACCUUGACAACAUCCUCCUGGUUUCAAUCGACAAGCUCAGCCUCAAUGAUGUGAGCAGAGCAGAAGGCUUGUUAGUCCAGAUUCAGAGGAAGCUGAAGGAGGGGGAAAGGACUGGAAAAGAACUGGUAGAUCUCCUCGUCGAGUUUAACGUCUUGCUGCCACACAAGAGGCCCAAUUGUGUUCCUGACCCCAAGGACAUCUCUCAAAAACUGGACCUCUGUCAGUUGAUUAGAGAUGUCCUGAAUGUGACUGAGAUGACUCUGAGAAGCCCAACUCCUUCCUGUGUGGGGAAGUACCGCGCACUCAGGUGCUGCAUUGAGACCGUUCCCCCCAGAUGCUCGGAGUUUCACGCCGUGACCACCCUGCUGCGAGACAGGAAAAUGGUGAUCAAACAGGUUCUGAGAGUCGGCAGAGGGGUGGAGCUUCAGACUUUUAAAAGUGAGAUCGGGAACAUAAAGCCACUUCUUCAUUCUUCCAGCCCCAGCAACUUUGUCGGAAUCCUUUCUCGUGGUCUGCUGUUGCCUCAUGUUGGAGUGGAGCAUCAUGGGAUUGGGAGAACAGAUAUUGGUAAUCUGGGCAGUGGAAUCUACUUCACCAAUGCUAUUAGGAGCUGUUUGAAAUACUCCAAGCCCAGUGUGACUGACGGCUCUCGGCUGCUGUUGGUGUGUGACGUGGCGUUGGGAGAUUGCAAGGACGUCACCGAAAGAGACUUCACGCUGACCGAAGCCCCAGAGGGACACCACAGCGUGCACGGAGUCCGCUGCACCCCAAACUCUCACUCUGAGUUCGAGGAUGAUGAGUACGUGGUGUAUAGUCCCGAUCAAGUGAAACUCAAGUACGUGGUUCAGUUCAGCCUCGAGGGCGACCAACCGAAGGAGUUCUGCCCUGACGUCAACAUCUCCCAUGAAGCUUUCUCUAAUGAAUUGAUCAAUUUGGAGGCUGACGGAAUCGAAAUCAUCAAAAACCCAAUGGAGGACGUGACGCCUGGACUGUUAGACAGCUCUGGUCAGCAGCUCCCUCUGCAGGCUGUUCAUGUGAAGUGCAAACUGAUGGAUAUGGUCUCACAGGUCAUCAUUUUCCAGAAAUACACCAACAUGAGCACUGUGCCCAUUGAGGCGAAGUAUGUCUUCCCGCUGGACGAUUUAGCAGCAGUGUGUGGAUUUGAGGCGUUCAUUAAUGGGAAACAUGUGGUGGGAAAGGUGAAGGAGAAAUUGGAGGCUCGGAGAGAAUACAAACAGGCUAUUGAGAAAGGUCACGGAGCAUAUCUCAUGGACCAGGAUGCCCCUGACGUGUUCACCAUCAGUGUGGGCAAUCUGCCGCCCGGUGCAACCGUCCUCAUCAAAGUUACCUUUGUGUCCGAGCUGAUCGUCAGGGAUGGGAGUGUUCUCUUCUCCCUGCCCGGGACCGUGGCUCCGUGGCAGGAGCGGUCAGCACUCAACCAGACCACACAAGUCAGUGUGAUUAAGGUGUGUGUAGACGGAGAGGCUGCGAGUUCAAGAGAUUUCACUCUGGACAUGUCCAUUGAGAUGCCCUUUGUAAUGAGCAGCCUGCAGUGCAUAACUCAUCAAGUCAAGAUGAAGAGAACAGACUGUAAGGCGGUAGUGAGCGUGCUACCAGGACAAGCCAUGGGUGUGGAGGGUUUCCAGCUGUCAGUCGGUCUGUCUGUGGUCCACCUGCCCAGGAUGUGGGUGGAGAAACACCCUGACAAAGACAGCCAGGCCUGCAUGUUGGUUUUCUAUCCAGACUUUGACAAUGGUUCCAGCUCGGAAGCCAAUGAAGUCAUCCUGUUACUGGACACGUCCGAGUCCAUGAAGGGAGAGCCUCUCCAAAUGGCCCAGAGAAUCGCCCUUCAGGUCCUCAAAGCCCUAAGCAACGACCUCAGAGUCAAUGCCAUGAUAUUUGGCACUGAUUAUUGGGGAGCGUUCCAGAUACCAUGCCCUCUUGCUGACAGUCGUAGGGUCAUGGGGAACUUCAUCAAGAAAUUCCAUCCAAGAGGUGGCAGCACUGAGCUUUGGCAGCCCCUGCGCACUCUCAGCCUGCUGCCUCCAUCCCGGGGCGUCAGAAACCUGCUGCUGCUGUCGGACGGCCACAUUCACAACGCAGAGCUCACCUUGAAGCUGGUCAGAGACAACGUUCAGCACAGUCGCCUCUUCACCUGUGGCAUCAGCCCAACAGCCAACCGACACAUGCUGAGAACUCUGGCCCAGGCAGGGGGUGGAGCCUACGAAUUCUUUGACACAAAAAUGAAGCACAACUGGGCAGAAAAGGUGGAGCGUCAGGUGAAGCGCAUGGCAGCACCGGGCUGCAGCUCGGUGUCAGUGAAGUGGCAGCAGUUCAGCCCAACUGCGCCCUCUCCUGUGCAAGCCCCGAAACAGCUCCACGCUCUCUUCAAUAACUGUCACACGCUGGUUUACGGCUUUGUACCGCACUGCACCCAGGCCACCCUCCUUGGCAACCUGAGUGGUCAGGAGCUCAAAACCAUGGUGUCCACCAGUGAGCUGCAGAAAACUAGAGGCACAUUUCUUCACAAGCUCACAGCAAGAGCCCUCAUCAGGGAUUAUGAAGACGGAAGCCUGGACAUCAGUGAAGCUGAACAUGAGGGAAAGAAAGCAGAGUUGAAGUCCUUCAUCAUCGAGUUAAGCAAGGAGUUCUCCAUUCUCUCUCAGUUCACCAGCUUUGUGGCCGUUGAGGAAAGGGACACGGAACAGCCUGAGGAGGGUUUCACAGACAUCCCCAAGUUGAUUGCAGAAGAAGAUGUGGACGUCCUUCCUUACAUGGGCUGGAAAUCUCCUCAGGACAGCGGAGAAGAGAUAGAGGAAGUGGAAAAAAUGGCGUUUUCGUUUUCAUCUGAGGACACGAGUGAUUCCAUGCAGGAUGAGGAAGAGGAAACCAUGGACGUGUGCGCUGAGUUAGAAAGCUAUCGAGUAGCAGGAGGAUCUGCGUUAGAUCUCAAGAACAUUGUCAUGGAAGAGCAAGACAUGGACAUUUCAUUUGAGGAAGACCAUUACCAUGGUGCUACGAUUCCUGAAAAUAUAUUUGAGAAGCAGUGCCCUGCUACAUUGUACAGGAAAUGUUCAAGAUAUAGGAUGUCCACAAAAGGGGUGCAUGAAGAGAUUGAUCCUCAUUCUGAAAGAGAAAGAACUGUCUUCAAAGCCCAAGGAAGGGAAAUUCCACAUAUGCCUGCUCCUACUCCUCCUCCUCCUGCUCCUCUUGCCUCUGUUUCCGGUUCUUCAAUCGUUCCCCAGCAUCUUUCACCCUAUCUUGCAUCUCAAAUAAGUCUUGGUGUGGACCGGGACCUACAGAGUGUGGACCUGGAGACCCUGAAUCUCAAUAUGGAACCAGAUGAAGGUGCAAGAAGACCCACCGGAAGACUCCCAAGAACAGCAAGCAAACAACUGAGCUCUGAGGACAUUGUCGUGGAAGAGCAAGACAUGUUAGUUUCAAGAAGGAAGAAGAGAUCGUCCUGGAUGCCCAUGAAACCUCUAUUAAGUCCGGUGAAACAAAGUGCUACAAUACCUAGGAGGUCCGCACAAGCGAUGCAUGUAGAUCUUCAUUCUUAUUCUGAAAGACAGAGAUCUGGCUUGUAUGUCAAAGCCCAAGGAAAGGGAAUUCCACACAAGCCUGCUCCUGCUCCUGCUCCUCCUCCUCCUCCUCCUCCUCCUCCUCCUCCUCCUCCUUCAGUCCCUGCCCCCCCACCUCCCAUCCCAUGUCAUCCUGGAAGCCAUGCACCUCCACCUCCACCUCCUCCCCCUUGUCCUAUUCCUAUCCAACCCAAGGCUCCAAUGCAUCAGCCACCUCCUCCGCUUCGUAUUUUCUCUCCGAACAUGGUGAGGUAUGAUGGCACUCCACCACCACCUCCUCCUCCUCCUCCUGUUUCACACUAUCCUUCACUCACCCAUGCUCCAGAAAGCGUUGGAGGCAUUAUGACCCUUUUAAUGUCUCCGACAUUUGUCCCAGUGUCUUCUUCCGCAGUAAUAUAUAAAGAAAAGUAUGAAGAAAAACACACUCCAUCAGUAAGCGCUGGUUUUGGUGCGUCUCUGGACCUAGAGAGGGGGGUCCUGGACAGCCUGGAUCUUGAUAUGGGCCCAGUUCAUGUCCCAAGAAGUGCUGAAAAAGAAAGCUCUGUUUUGUAUGGGACAUCAUACAGCACUCAUUCUCUGUCUCAGGAUCGACCCUUGAGAACACAAUCAUUACAUGGAGCACCUAUUCCACCAACAGGUGUUUCUUUUAAGGCAGCAAUGUUCCAGGUGUGUAGUCCAUCCUCUUUGCUUGCACCAAAGAAGAGAGUGAAAACGCGAAGGUAUCUCGCCAGACGUGUGUUGCCAGACCCUGGACUGCCGAAUCUCAAAUGGUCACAGAUCUUCCAGAUGCAGCACUCUGAGGGCUACUGGGAAUUGACUCCAGAACUGGGAGAGAUCAUCAGUGUUAACCUGGAUUUCUUUGCCAAUGUGUUCCUGAAGAACAAAGGCAUCGUUUCUUUAGGUGUGAGAGCCCAUGCGGACAUCCUGAGGCUGGUGGCAACUCUUCUGAUUCUGCAGCUGAUGAGGGUGGAGAAGCUGGAGGAAGGCAAACUGCUCCGCAGCCUCUUCUGUCUGGACAACUCCUCUCAGCCCAGGCCAGAGCGCUGGGAGGAGGUAAAGAGGGCGGUGGAGUGGGUUCGUUGGGCUGACAGACAGUACCCGAGUAUCUACAGCCGUCUGGAGUUCGGUUUGAGCUGGGAGUCGUCAACCCGUCAGCUGUUGGGCUACGAAAACCCGCCUCCCUUCUCACCUCUCAGUGGUUUGAACCUGCAGAGGACUGAAGCCCCUCUGCUGGUGCACUGAAGUGGCCAGUAAGGUUAAUGAAGAAAAAAUAGUGGGGAGAGAAAAUCAAAAGUGUUUGCCUUUUUAAUGAGAACUUUUAAUGUCCCUAGAAACCCGCAACCUCUGUUGUUCACUCAUAUGUGCUGUGCUUUGACGUCUAAUCUCUUUUAUGUAAUUGGGAAUAUACAGUAAUUUGCAAAAAAAAUUACAUAAUUUUCUUUUAAAACUAGUGAAUAAGACCAUUAAGUGCUCGUGAAAAUGUUUACAUUUGUUAUGAAUCAAGUAGAAGCUUAUUAUCCCAUAGACUUCCAUUCAAAUCAGCAGAGUCGCCCCCCUUGUGGCUAACUGCUACAUCCAGGCAGUCAUCUUCCAUUUUUAGGUACAGUCUGUGGUUGGACCAUAAAAUCUUGACAACAAAAAGAAAAAACACAGCUCAGAGACAACUUCAGGCUUCAAUAUUUUAAAAAAUGUUUCUUUUCUUUCCUCAAUAUUAACAGUUAAUUCAGUAAAUAAAACAGAAACAGCUGUAUAACUGAACUAUAUAUCAGAUCUGUUGCUGCAGUAUGUACUAAAACGCUAGAUGGUAGUGUUGUCAUAUUUUAUAAUAGCUGCUUUUCUUUCACACCUCCUAUCACCUUGUUUUCCUCCCUUUCUCCCAUUUUUAUUAUCUACAGUAUAUAUAAACAAAAAAAUGCACAAAA